AGACGCUUCCGUCCAAAACCCCGUGCGCCUCUCCCGUCCUCUCUUCCUCGCGCCGUAUCCAUCCAUCCAUCCAUCCAUCCUUCCUUCCUUUCUUCCAUCCAGCUCACCUCCUGUAUCGCCCCCUGGACCAGCCCCUCCCUCUUCCACCUCCCUCCGCCUCUGUUCGCCGGGAGAUCAGCGCUCCAUCGGGCGGAGCUCAAAUCACAAGAACCGAGGACAUGGGAGCGUGAAAAGCGGAAAAAAUCCCGGAUGAGACAUAAGGAGCACAGGUAAGGUCUGGUUACUGCAGCCGUCAGAGCCACUGGUGGCUGCGACAGAGGUGUCGUUUUGCGGCGGAAGAGUGAAGACCGUGUUGUGCGUCAAGGACUAAAAGUGUUCUGAGCAGAAAACAAUGAAUGCAUGGAGAGAUUGUGCAGGGAGUGUAUAGAUCUCUAUGGUUAAUUCAGCUCUGAAUCAGGCCCACGGUGUGUUUCCUGCUCUGUUUAUGUUGCUGCAGCUGAUGGAAGCUGCGCACUGCGCUCCUGCGCCGGCAGAUGUUUUGCUCACGCUGUGCGCCUGACUCAGCUCAACUCCUUACAGCCUUUACGUGCACACUCACUGCACCAAAACUGGAAUUCCAGCGAUUUGUGCAUCUAAUUUCCUGUGGAACUAUGAGCUAUGGGACAGUGCGCCCAGGGCUCUGGGUAAGAGUCGUCCAUGUUUGCUCGCAGCGGAGUCGUGACAGGUUGCAUUGCGCUGCAGUUUGACCUUGCAGCAUUUGUGUUUUGUUUUGUUUUUUGCUUCUUCUUUUUUUCUAUGAUUCUGUCCCAGCCUAAUAAAUGACAGGGAUUUUUACUCUAAACAUAUUAAGGCGCGAAAUAGUUUUCAUUCUUUGGUGGUGAAAAGAAUAGCUAUGUUUCUAUGAGCAAGACUAAAUCAAGGACUGCUUCUUAAAUGUGCAUGGAGUCAGCACAGACUCAACCACAGGGCCUCUGAGUUCUUGGAAUUAAGCUGAAAACAGGAGGCCGACAACAGACGACCCUGCAGGCCUAGCAAGAGGUUGUCUGACUCCAUGUCUGCCCCUGCUCCAGCCAGUCGGAGGACGACGUCAGGCUCUCGCCGAUUCAACCCUCUGAAGGCGCUGCAGCCCAAACGCCGCUUGCAGCAAAUACUGGCGUCCUCACCCGUGCCGGCGGCUUCCAAGCCGGCAUCGGGAUCGGGGACGAGUGCAGCCGCGGCCACUGCGCCGGUGGCCAUUCCGGUGCCUGCGCCCCCUGCGUUUGACUACUGCAGGUUCAUAGAACUAGAUUAUGUCCCCAUGGAGUCAGGCUACAUGGUUUCAAUGCGCCCCACUAAAGGCUACACAUCGACCAAGUCGCCCACUAAAGGAUACACCUCCACAAAGUCUCCGGAUCGCCGCUCGACAAACUCUCCCUCCACGCCACGUUCCCGGCGGCCUCCAGCUGCACCCAGUAACAGAGAUCCCCAAGGCAAUGCCUCCGUCAGCAGUGGCAGCAAUUCAGGCUCGUGUAAAGGCAGUGACUGCAGCCCCACCAAAGGACGUCAGAAGUACACAUCAUGUACGGACAACCAUGGCAUUCGCCCUCCUCCCCCAGAGCAGUACCUCACACCUCUCCAGCAGAAGGAAGUGUGUAUCCGACACCUGCGAGCCAAGCUCAAAGAGACCAUUAACACCCUGCAAGACAGGGACACAGAGAUUGAUGCUCUGCGAACUAAGCUUUACCGAAUGCAGGAAGACUGGGUUGAGGAGGAGUGUCACCGCGUGGAGGCUCAGUUAGCCCUGAAGGAGGCUCGUCAGGAAAUUCAGCAGCUCAAACAUGCAGUGGACACAGUUCGUACCCGACUUAGUGAUGCCGGUGGGCUCAGUGGAGACGUAGGGGUUCAAAAGUACUUCCAGGACAUCAAUACUCAGAAUCACAAAUUGGAGAACCUUUUGCUUAACAUGGAGAUAGCACAAGCAGGACUAGCCAAGGAAGGAGAAGCCAUACCAGGCUGCAGGACCCGUGCUGGGGGCUCAGCUCCGGCAUCUGUUUCUGGAGAAAGCCCUGGAGUUGUACCUAAGUUGCCAGUGGGAGGGAGGGGGUCUUGUUCUUGCGAUGGCUCUCCAGCUCGUUCUCUGACUCGGAGCUCCACCUACACCAAGCUGAGCGAACAGGCACUGGGAGACCGCAACUGCAAUGACACAGACUUUCCUUGCCUCUCAGCUGAUGGCACACAGGACAGUGGGUUUGUGUGCUGUGGAGAGAACAGUGUCCCCAGCCGGGCAGACCUCCUCCUGGAAGCUGCCUACCUCUCAGAGGAAACGGCAUCUUUGUUGAACUCCUACACGCAGACCUUCUCCCACACUUUGCCUCAUUCUGCCCCCCUCUCUCUGCCUCACACCUACUCCCAUACCUUACCUCAUUCUUUCCCUCACAACAUGUCCCACUCCAUGCCACACACGAUGCCUCACUCCUCCACCUAUGAGAAACUCUGCACAGGCGAGCGGCUGGCUCCAUUUCGUUGCAGUUUGGGUGGAGUGAGCUGCAUGAGCCACCCCUGCCUGUCCCACCACCACCUAUACCUGCACCCCCUGAGGGAGGCAGGCAUUCAGACUGAGAGCUGUCCCAUCCCUGCAACAGCGGGGUAUCCCUCUGAUCUGGAUACUAUUGCAGAGCAACGUACAUUUCGCUCUCAGGCCUGCAGCCCCACCUCCACCUGGAUGUCUGAUGAGGUGGAAGAGGAUCUGGACUCCAUCACCACCACCACUUCAGUGACAACAGCGACCGUGAUGAGCACAGCCACUGAGCCAAUUCCAGUUUCCAAAACACCACUGGCUCCACCUCUUCCACGAUCCGCGACUGUGGCAUUUUCCAUGGAGAGUCCUUUGUAUCAGGCAAAUGACAAAGUUGAGGAAGAGGAAAAGCAAGAAAAAGAAAAUAGAGAGAAGGCAGGAGAAAAGUUGGACAACACUAAAGUCAGACAAUCAGGAGAGGCAGAUCAAAGCUCAGUGGAAGGGAUUGAGGUAUUGGAUGAAGAGGCAGAACAAAUAAAAGUCUGUGAUUUAGCAGGAAGAAUGCAGGGUGAACUUAAUUUUGCAGGGUGCUGUGGAGAAAACAAGCAAGAUGACCAGAGAGCGGAGGACAAGCAGCAAGAGGCCAGGAUUGGAGAAAUAUCAACAGAGGAAAAGAGCCCUGUGAUUACUUCAGAGUACACUGGACUGUCUCCGGGUGUACAAGAGCCUCAAACAUCCCAACCUCCGAGGAGAUCUAUCUCCCGUGAAGAGAUAGCUCGUGUCACAGUGGUGGAAGUUCAUGACGAGGAUGAUGACGAAGAUAAGACUAAUGAACAAGAGGCCACAGGGAUUGCUGUAGCAGAGGACGAAGACUCUGGGAAAAUCCAAAAAAGCUACUGGAGUCGUCACUUCCUGAUUGAUCUGCUAGCGGUGGCCGUCCCUGUGGUGCCAACGGUGGCGUGGCUGUGUCGUGGCCCGGUCCGUGGCGGCCAGCCUAUGUAUCACAUCGGUUCACUGCUGAGAGGCUGCUGCACUGUUGCACUGCACUCGCUACGCAGGGGCGGUGGCCUGAGACAUUACCCUGCAGGCGGGGGAGAUCUUGGCGGCACACAAAUAUAGCAGAAUGACAUCUUCCUGGUCCUUUACUGUGGUGUCACUUCUUCUGUGAUGUCUGUAGUGUUAGACCAUUGCUUAAAGUGCAAGAGCAAGAACUUCUUGUUCCUCUGCUUUUGAUGGUAAUAAAGAAUGGGAAUGUUAGGAACAAGAGUUGGGCAUCAAAGAGGAAGACCUUUGACCGAUCAACUCUACUGUUUGACCCUGCAACAUAUUGUAAAAGCAAGAAAGAUAAUUACUUUUUCUUGCUUGGUCUUUGCUGUCGUUACCAAAAUAUCCAUGUACUGGCUUGUGCUAUAGCUGAAUGAGCUGCUUGAAAGGAAUGAUCAAUGCUUUGGUGUUGAUUGUUUAAUUUAUUUUUGAAUGUAGAGGAAAAUGUCCCUUGCCAUGUCAGCUGUCAGUUAUGACGUAAUACGAUGAUCACAUGUUGGUGAAUGUGUACAUAAAUACUUUAUAUGUAUGUAUAGGUGUGUAUAUGUAAAAUUAAAUUAGAACAAACUAAGGUAACGGUUGUUGGCCAAUGGUAGUGGGAAUAAAUCCACUUUAAUCCAAAGCUGCAGACACUUUUCACUGAUAACUUCAUUUGUCUGCUGUGGAGAAAAACAUGGGAGACACAGAACUCAGGUAUCUGCUAGGGGUAGAAACACAACCAAUCCUGUCAGCCGGCCUUGCACAGUGGUGUGCUAAAUAAACUUCAGUCAAAAGCAGUUUAUUCUUACUGGCUUCCUCUCUUUAAACUGGCAGUGGAGAUAUUUACAAUGAGAAUUUUGUCUUUGAUAUACAGGCUAUCUGUACCCAGACUUAAUGGAGAGGCCUGGCUAUUACAGUUCAGAUGUUUAUAAAUGGACUCUUUACUGUGUCCACUGAAAAGGUUUAAAUCGGGUAGAACAGGAAGAAAACGCUUCACUUUUCUUGGACUUCCUGACACAAGUCCAGAUGAAGAUCAAGGGUUGCUCAGAAUUAAAUGACUGCCUUAGAAGUUAAUGGUUCCCUCUACUGGCCAGAAGCAGAAGUGAAUAAACUCAAAGAUUUGACAUUUAUUCUUUAACGAUAACUUUAUUCCUUUUCUAAAGGUUUGCUUAAUGACAUUAAUAAUGGUAAAUUAUAAAAUUAUUCAGUGGAAAGGGACUUGAAUUUUGUUGUUCUUUUAUGUUUUCCCAAUGUGGUGCUCAGCUGAAAUGUUUUAAUUUUCAGGGGAGUAAAAUAUUCUAGAUGAAAGGAGAUAUGACUACCUUUAGCUCCAGCAACAAACAAGACAAAACAACGACUGGGGGUAAACACAUUUAGUGUAGAAUUGGUCAGGCAUUUUUUUAAAUAGAAAUUUAAAUCAUUAAGAGCACAUGGCAGUGAGGUCAUGCACUAAUUAAUGAUUGCAGAAUAAAACAGAACAGAGAUUAUCUGUGAUCCUUACAUGAUACUCUCUUUCAAUGGUCACUUCAUAUGUAGGGACUUCAGCCACAUUUGUCUGGAUUUCCCAUCUGUUAAAUGAUGGAAGAUAAUCAAGUGAAUUUAGCUGUAAUCCAGUUUCACUCUGGGUCCAUGUUAAACAUACCUGUUGGAGUUAAUCUGGCUCUGAUAAGGUGCAGCAGUGCAACAAGUAGUCCAGACAUUUCUUAGUUUCACAGGGACACAUACCUAGCUGUGUAGUUAUUUAAACAAACAUAAAAGAAGAAAGUUAGCCAAGCUGUAAACACUUCAAAAAUACACCUCUGUACAUAAAAACAGACCACUUUACAGUAGCUUCCACCGUCAUGGUGGAAGUUCAAACAGAAGUAAUCGUAACCUAUGAACAAUGUUAGUUGUUACUUUGGCUAACAUUCAGUCACUUUUACAGCGAACAAACUGUGCAGUUUUUCCUGUUAGUUUUCUCUACAUGUGGUAGGCUGCAUCCUAUGCCCUUGUUUGCCCUCUAGUUUAUUUGUUGUGCUCUUUUCAAUACAACCCUUCUUGUGCAGUCUGCUUCUCGAGUCGACACUGAUCUCCUUUCUCGCAAGUUGCUGGUUGUGUUUCUACCCUGAGAUUGUUUUUGUUAGACUCACCUAUUUAUUUUCACUGUAUCACUUGUGUGCGAAGUGUUCUUACAUCGAUUGUAAUGAUGCAGUUCCCCCAGUCCCCCUCCAAAUGUCUACCCUGUCCACUAAUUUUCCGCCAUUACAUAAUUAGUUCACAGACAACACAUUCAACGCUAGUUAUAUCCUUACACCUGCUCUGAAUUGUCCUUUAGCUAAAGGUUAGCUAGGUUAGAUAAAGAUAGCUUGAAUAUCUUUGAAAGAACUCUAAAUAAAUCAAAGUUUUUUUGGUGAGAAUUCAUGAAUUGUUAUAGAAACUUCAGUGUGUACAUUUUGUACAUUGAGAAAUAUAUUGCUCUUAGAUUAUUCCUCCCUAA
This is a messenger RNA of Xiphophorus couchianus (Monterrey platyfish), 5993 nucleotides long. It is a transcript of the gene snphb, whose product is annotated as syntaphilin b. Gene Ontology annotation, cellular component: cytoplasmic microtubule; mitochondrion. The transcript is spliced from 7 exons. NCBI's taxonomy places the organism in Eukaryota, Metazoa, Chordata, Actinopteri, Cyprinodontiformes, Poeciliidae. The record is from RefSeq and is a predicted model, not a curated record. Gene Ontology annotation, biological process: neuron differentiation. The coding region runs from base 1052 to 3613 and encodes 853 amino acids.